Messenger RNA from Arachis stenosperma, 5303 nucleotides. RefSeq names its product ABC transporter C family member 4. Lineage: Eukaryota; Viridiplantae; Streptophyta; Magnoliopsida; Fabales; Fabaceae. The transcript is spliced from 12 exons. Gene Ontology annotation, molecular function: ATP hydrolysis activity; ATP binding; ABC-type transporter activity. Gene Ontology annotation, biological process: transmembrane transport. The record is from RefSeq and is a predicted model, not a curated record. Gene Ontology annotation, cellular component: vacuolar membrane; plant-type vacuole. The coding region runs from base 362 to 4888 and encodes 1508 amino acids.
ACUAGAAAAAAAAAUAAAAAAUAAUAUGUCCCCCGUUAUUAUUGUGGUAUAAGAAUUUUGUCUAGAAGGUGUAUUAAUUAGUUGCGUGGAGAAGCAAUUUAAAUAUGUUGCAGUUUGGCAGAAGCAAUAAUGAUUAAUGAAGGUUCUGCACGUGAAGGUGGUGAAGGUGAAAGUUUUUCCACGUAGUUCCUCCAUAGCCACAGCCACAGUUACUGGAUCCUAACUGAACCGUUUCAAUUAAGAACUCUUCUUCAUUUAUUACUUGCUAGUUCGCUCAGGUUGAUGAGAAUCAAACAUAUUAUAACAUAGUAGAGAGGAAAGGACUCAUUGGUUCUAAGUUUCUUCAGAUUUUGCAUAGAACAUGUCAUCCGCAACAACUGCACCAUGGAUCACUUCUCUCUCGUGUGCAUCUCCAACCUCAGGAGACACUCUACCUCAAUGGCUGAGAUUCAUUUUCCUGUCUCCAUGUCCUCAGAGAGCUAUGCUAUCUGCCAUUGAUGUCUUACUCUUGCUCAUUCUCUUUGUGUUUGCCGUGAUCAAGCUCUAUUCUAGGUUCACCUCCAAUGGCUCCUCCUCCACCAAUGGACUUAACAAGCCACUUAUCAGAAAUAAUAACAGACCCUUUGUCUCAGUAACCAUAUGGUUUAAGCUAACUUUAGCUGCAACUUCUGUUCUGGCCUUAUUGUACACCAUUGCUUGUGUUCUGGUAUUUACCAGUUCAACUGAGAUUCCAUGGAAGCAAGUUGAUGGAAUGUUUUGGUUAGUCCAGGCCAUAACACAAUUAAUACUUGCAGUGUUAAUCAUCCAUGAGAAAAGAUUCCAAGCUGUAACUCAUCCUCUUACACUUCGAGUUUAUUGGAUUGUGUAUUUUAUUAUUACUUGCUUGUUUGUGGCUUCUGGGAUUAUACGUUUGGUCUCUGCGGAUGUGGAUGGAACCAAAGAGUUCAUCUUCAAGGUGGAUGACAUAGCUUCUUUCAUAUCCCUGCCUCUGUUGCUGUUUCUUCUCUUUGUUGCAGUCAAAGGGUCCACUGGCAUUAUGUCCAAUGAGAAAAUACAACCACUUAUUGAUGAGGAAACUAAGCUAUAUGAUAAUACUCUGGAAAAAUCUGGAGUCACUGGAUUUGCUUCGGCUUCUAUAGUAUCCAAGGCAUUUUGGAUUUGGAUAAACCCCUUGUUGAGUAAAGGGUACAAGUCCCCAUUGAAGAUUGAUGAGAUUCCAACCCUUUCACCUGAUCAUAGAGCUGAGAGGAUGUCUGUUAUCUUUGAAUCAAAAUGGCCAAAAUCAAAUGAAAGGACGAAGCAUCCGGUUCGAGUCACAUUGAUCCGGUGCUUCUGGAGGGAAUUGGCCUUCACCGCAUUCCUUGCUGUUGUUAGGGUCUGUGUCAUGUUUGUGGGGCCAAUUCUCAUACAAAGCUUUGUUGAUUUCACUUCAGGGAAGAGAAGUUCUGUUUAUGAAGGAUACUACCUAGUGUUGAUCCUCCUUGUUGCUAAGUUUGUGGAAGUUUUAACCACUCAUCAUUUCAACUUCAAUUCUCAGAAGCUUGGGAUGCUUAUCCGAUGCACACUCAUCACUUCUCUGUACAAGAAGGGCCUCAAGCUUUCUUGCUCCUCAAGGCAAGAUCAUGGUGUUGGGACUAUUGUGAAUUACAUGGCUGUUGAUGCUCAACAACUCUCUGAUAUGAUGCUUCAGUUGCAUUCCGUGUGGGUGACUCCACUUCAAGUCACUGUUGCCUUGUUUCUACUUUAUAAUGCUUUGGGUGCCUCUGUAGUUACGGCCUUACUUGGUCUUCUUGGUGUUCUUGCAUUUGUUGUGGUUGGCACAAAGAGAAACAACCGUUUUCAAUUCAAUGUGAUGAAGAAUCGCGACUCGAGAAUGAAAGCAAUGAAUGAGAUGCUUAACUACAUGCGUGUGAUCAAGUUCCAGGCUUGGGAGGAGCAUUUCAAUGGGAGAAUCAUGGGGUUCCGUGAGUCAGAGUUUGAGUGGUUGUCCAAGUUCAUGUUCUCGAUUUGUGGCAACAUUGUUGUGAUGUGGAGCACACCAUUGCUGAUAUCAACUCUGACAUUUGGCACAGCUAUUUUGCUUGGAGUUCGCCUCGAUGCAGCCACAGUUUUCACCACAACAACAAUAUUUAAGAUCUUGCAGGAACCAAUUAGGACGUUUCCACAGUCUAUGAUAUCUCUUUCACAAGCAAUGAUAUCACUGGGAAGGCUAGACAGAUACAUGUUGAGCAGGGAAUUGUCGAAUGAUUCGGUCGAAAGAGAGGAAGGCUGCAGUGGACACACUGCUGUUGAGGUCUGUGAUGGGACCUUCAGCUGGGAUGAUGACAGCCUACAGCAUGACUUGAAGGAUAUCAAUUUGGAGAUCAGAAAAGGGGAUCUUACAGCAAUUGUUGGGACUGUAGGGUCUGGAAAGUCAUCUCUCUUGGCAUCAAUUCUUGGUGAAAUGCGCAAAGUUUCUGGAAAGGUUCGGGUUUGUGGAAGUACUGCUUAUGUUGCACAGACAUCUUGGAUUCAGAAUGGGACCAUUGAGGAAAACAUUCUCUUUGGUAUGCCAAUGAACAGACAAAAGUACAAUGAAGUCAUCAGGGUUUGUUGCUUGGAGAAAGAUUUGGAAAUGAUGGAGUUUGGGGAUCAGACUGAGAUUGGAGAGCGUGGCAUCAACCUCAGUGGUGGACAGAAGCAGCGCAUACAACUUGCCAGGGCUGUGUACCAAGACUGUGAUAUCUAUCUUCUUGAUGAUGUCUUUAGUGCUGUUGAUGCUCACACUGGUUCUGAAAUAUUUAAGGAAUGUGUGAGGGGGGCUUUAAAAGGCAAGACUGUAGUCCUUGUAACACACCAAGUAGAUUUUCUACAUAAUGUGGAUCUUAUAUUGGUCAUGAAAGAUGGAAUGAUAGUCCAAGCAGGAAAGUAUGAUGAUAUACUUGAUUCUGGACUGGAUUUCAAAGCUUUGGUUGUUGCACACGAAACCUCCAUGGAAAUAGUAGAGCAAGGCUCAACUACUGUCGGCGAAAGCCUGAAUAGUCCAUCGAAAUCUCCAAGAACACCUUCUGGUCACAGAGGAGCCAAUGGUGAGAGCAAUUCUCUUGAUCAGCCAAAGUCUGGCAAUGGAAGUUCUAAACUGAUAAAAGAAGAGGAAAGGGAAACAGGCAAAGUUAGCUUGCAUAUGUACAAACUCUACUGCACUGAGGCUUUUGGGUGGUGGGGCAUUACAGGAAUAUUGAUUCUUUCUUUGCUAUGGCAAGCAUCUUUGAUGGCAAGUGAUUAUUGGCUAGCAUAUGAAACAUCAGAAGAACGUGCUCAAGUGUUCAACCCUUCUCUGUUUAUUUCCAUCUAUGCAAUCAUCUCUCUUAUUUCAGUUUUUUUGGUAGUUAUAAGAUCCUACUCAUACACAUUCAUGGGGCUAAAGACGGCACAACUUUUCUUCACUCAAAUUCUUCACAGCAUCCUUCAUGCACCCAUGUCUUUCUUUGACACUACACCAUCAGGAAGAAUUCUUAGUAGGGCAUCCACUGAUCAGACCAAUGUUGAUGUUCUUCUUCCCUUGUUUCUUGGAAUUGUCAUUGCCAUGUACAUUACAGUGCUUAGCAUCUUCAUCAUCACCUGUCAAAAUUCAUGGCCAACAGCAUUCUUGUUGAUUCCUCUUGUUUGGUUGAACAUAUGGUACCGGGGUUAUUUUCUUGCUUCAUCUCGCGAAUUAACUCGACUGGAUCAAAUUACCAAAGCACCUGUUAUUCAUCACUUCUCGGAAAGCAUUUCAGGGGUCAUGACAGUCCGAGCAUUCAGAAAGCAGAAGAGAUUUACCGAAGAGAAUGUUAAAAGGGUGAAUGCUAAUUUAAGAAUGGAUUUCCACAACUAUAGUUCCAAUGAGUGGUUGGGAUUCCGCUUAGAAUUGCUUGGAAGCUUGGUCUUCUGCAUUUCAGCCAUGUUCAUGAUCCUCUUACCAAGCAAUAUCAUAAAGCCAGAAAAUGUUGGUUUAUCUCUUUCUUAUGGUUUGUCAUUGAAUGCUGUCUUGUUCUGGGCUGUGUACAUGAGCUGCUUCAUUGAGAACAAAAUGGUAUCUGUUGAGAGGAUAAAACAGUUUACAAAUAUUCCAUCAGAACCGGCAUGGAUUAUUAAGGAUCGUUUGCCUCCUUCAAAUUGGCCAGGUCAAGGCAAUGUUGAUAUUAAAGACUUGCAGGUACGGUAUCGUCCGAACACUCCUCUAGUUCUCAAGGGCAUUACUUUAAGCAUUUAUGGAGGAGAAAAGAUUGGUGUUGUAGGCCGCACUGGAAGUGGAAAAUCAACUCUCAUUCAAGUUUUCUUCAGGCUGGUGGAACCUUCAGGAGGCAAAAUAAUUAUUGAUGGCAUUGACAUAUCAGUGUUGGGGCUUCAUGAUCUUAGAUCUCGCUUUGGUAUCAUCCCUCAGGAGCCUGUCCUUUUCGAAGGAACUGUCAGAAGCAAUAUUGAUCCAACUGGACAGUACACAGAUGAAGAUAUAUGGAAGAGUUUGGAAAGGUGUCAACUAAAAGAGGCAGUGUCUGCUAAGCCUGAAAAGCUUGACUCUUUAGUGGUAGAUAAUGGAGAGAAUUGGAGUGUGGGGCAGAGGCAGUUGCUUUGUUUGGGGCGGGUUAUGCUUAAGCAAAGCCGGCUCUUGUUUAUGGACGAAGCAACGGCUUCUGUUGAUUCGCAAACUGAUGGUGUGAUUCAGAAGAUCAUAAGAGAGGACUUUGCAGCAUGUACCAUCAUCAGCAUUGCUCACAGAAUACCUACAGUCAUGGACUGUGAUAGAGUUUUAGUUGUAGAUGCAGGGAGAGCAAAAGAAUUUGAUAAGCCUUCAAACUUGCUUCAAAGGCCAUCUCUGUUUGGAGCAUUGGUUCAUGAGUAUGCUAGCCGUUCCACAGGACUAUAAGAAAACCACCUCUCAUAUAUAUGUUUGGCUCAAAAUAAAAAAGUAUGGAUAAUUCUUUUGGUUGAACAUGGGAAGAACCAUGUGAAGGAAAUGGGUAAUUCUUUUUUGCCACACAAAAUUGGCGAAAGGCAUGUGGAGAUUUAUUCAAUAUUUUGCAAAAUUGUAUCAGGUAGUAAUAGGUGUUGUGAUAAGAACAAGCAAUGUGGAUGCCCAUUCCCAUGUAAAACUUAUAUUUUCAAAAGAGAAUGAAGAUUAAAUGCAUGUUGAAAAUAAAGACCACAUGCAUGUAUAAAUAGGGGGUGUUGUACGAGUCUUGAGAGACAGCAAAAAAAAAAUCCUCUUCCUCUCUUUAUACUUUCUCCUCCCUUAAUACGCUUCUAAUAUAUAAAAGCAGUGAAUAUAUAAGUUUCUAUUA